AUGGGUAAGAAGGCGAUUCACUUUGGCGGCGGCAACAUCGGCCGUGGCUUUGUGGCCGAGUUCCUCCACGCCGCCGACUAUGAAGUCGUCUUCAUCGAUGUGAUGGACAACAUCAUCCAGGCCCUUCAGAACACCAAGUCUUACCAGGUCACCGAGGUUAGCGAAGCCGGUGAGACCACCAAGACCAUCACCAACUACCGUGCCAUCAACUCCAAGACCCAUGAGGCCGAUGUCGUCGAGGAGAUUGCGACGGCUGAUGUCGUCACCUGCGCCGUCGGUCCCAACAUCCUCAAGUUCAUUGCCCCUGUCAUUGCUAAGGGUAUCGACAUCCGUUCCACCCCCAAGCCUCUCGCCGUCAUUGCCUGCGAGAACAUGAUCGGUGGUACUGAUCAGCUGCGCAAGCACAUCGAGGAGAGAACCGACUCCGAACGUCUCGCGUCCAUGGGCGAGCGCGCCCAGUUCGCCAACUCUGCCAUCGACCGCAUUGUUCCUGCCCAGGCCCCCGAUGCCGGCUUGAAUGUCCGCAUCGAGAAGUUCUAUGAGUGGGUUGUCGAACAGACACCCUUCGGCAGUGUCGGUCACCCUGACAUUCCUGCCGUCCACUGGGUUGACAACCUGGAGCCAUACAUUGAGCGCAAGCUGUUCACCGUCAACACCAGCCACGCCACUGCCGCCUACUACGGAAGAUACGCGGGCAAGAAGACCAUCGCGGAGGCCAUGAAGGAUUCUUAUAUCAAGGGCGUCGUCCACGCCGUGCUUGAAGAGACUGCCUCCCUCAUUGUCGACAAGCACGAGAUCUCCGCCCAGGAGCAGAAGGAUUACAUCGAGACUAUUGUCAGCCGUAUCUCUAACCCAUACCUGGAGGACACCGUAGAGCGUGUUGGCCGUGCCCCCAUCCGCAAGUUGGGUCGCAGUGAACGAUUCAUUGGACCUGCCGCCGCCCUCGCUGAGCGCGGGCUGAAGUACGAGUCUUUGCUGGGGUCUGUUGAGAUGGCUUUGCGUUUCCAGAAUGUUCCCGAUGAUGAGGAGAGCGCCCAACUGGCUACCAUUCUCAAGGAGAACUCGCCCGCCGAUGUUACCGUCCAACUUACCGGGCUGGAGCGCACUCACCCUCUGUUCUCGGCUGUGGUGAAGGUGGUCGACCAGGUACAAGCAGAGGCUAAGGAAACUGGCCAGCCGCGCAUCUAG
This is a messenger RNA of Penicillium maclennaniae, 1188 nucleotides long. Its product is annotated as mannitol-1-phosphate 5-dehydrogenase. The transcript has 2 exons. Gene Ontology annotation, molecular function: mannitol-1-phosphate 5-dehydrogenase activity. Bases 1 to 1188 code for a protein of 395 amino acids. Gene Ontology annotation, biological process: mannitol catabolic process. Lineage: Eukaryota; Fungi; Ascomycota; Eurotiomycetes; Eurotiales; Aspergillaceae. The record is from RefSeq and is a predicted model, not a curated record. Gene Ontology annotation, cellular component: cytosol.